Molecule: messenger RNA, 3494 nt
Organism: Sinocyclocheilus grahami
Lineage: Eukaryota; Metazoa; Chordata; Actinopteri; Cypriniformes; Cyprinidae
Product: cadherin-23-like
Exons: 12
Coding region: 17-1777 (586 amino acids)
Biological process (GO): homophilic cell-cell adhesion; multicellular organism development; cell migration
Cellular component (GO): catenin complex; membrane
Molecular function (GO): calcium ion binding; beta-catenin binding; cadherin binding
Source: RefSeq, a predicted model, not a curated record
CGUGGGAAACUUUGGUAUGAGUGUGGCCGGAGUUUUACAGGUCAAAAAAGAUCUGGAUCGGGAAGAAAUCCCAGUGUAUUCCAUCAUUGUUAAAGCGUCCAGUAACCGAAACUGGUCUCCUCCGAGAGGUCAAAGGUCACAGCGGGCCCAAGUGCUUGACCCAAGCCGUGACCCUACGUUACAGGAAGUAAGAAUCUUCCUUGAGGACAUCAACGACCAAUCUCCGAGAUUCACAAAGAUGGAGUACACUGCAGGUGUGGCUGCGGAUGCUAAAGUGGGCUCUGAUCUGAUCCGGGUUCAAGCGGUUGAUAAUGACAUUGGCAACAACAGUCUUGUUCUUUAUCACAUUCUGUCCAUCCGCUACAUCAAACUGCAUUCCAAUGACUCUGAAGACAUGGGAAACGUCUUCAUCAUCGGUGAGACUGAUGGAAUCAUCCGAACGUUUGACCUGUUUAUGGCAUAUGAUCUGGGUUAUUUUGUGGUGGAGGUUCUGGCGAGAGAUCUGGCAGGACACAGUGACGUGACUCUAGUGGGCAUUUACAUUCUGAGAGACGACCAGCGGGUGAAAAUCGUCAUUAAUGAGAUACCGGAGCGUGUCCGGCUGUUUCAGGAGGAGUUUAUAAACCUGCUCUCAAACAUCACAGGAGCCAUAGUUAACACUGAUGACGUACAGUUUCAUGUGGAUAAAAAGGGAAGAGUGAACUUCGCUCAAACCGAUGUUAUGAUUCAUGUGGUCAACAAGCAGACCAACCGUAUUCUAGAUGUGGAGAGGGUGAUUCAGAUGAUCGAUGAGAACAAGGAGCAGUUGAGGAAUCUGUUUAGAAACUACAACGUUCUGGAUGUUCAACCUGCUGUGACCGCUCGUGCACCUGAUGACCUCACCACCUUACAGAUGGCUAUUAUCAUCUUGGCAGUUUUACUCUUCCUUGCUGCCAUGUUGUUUAUCCUGAUGAACUGGUAUUACCGCACAGUGCACAAAAGGAAGCUGAAGGCAAUUGUUGCUGGCUCCACAGGAAAUCAGGGGUUGAUGGAUAUUCUGGAUAUGCCCAACACAAACAAGUACACAUUUGAAGGAGCAAAUCCAGUGUGGCUAGAUCCUUUCUGCAGGAAUCUGGAGUUAGCAGCACAGGCGGAGCAUGAGGACGACCUUCCUGAAGACUUGAGUGACAUUGCUGACCUCUGGAACAGUCCGGCUCGCACACACGGUACAUUUGGACGUGAUCCUCAGGCUUCUAAACCAGAGGAUGACCGAUAUCUACGAGCUGCUAUUCAGGAGUAUGACAACAUCGCCAAACUAGGACAAAUCAUGAGAGAGGGGCCCAUCAAGGGCUCGCUGCUCAAUGUGGUUCUGGAUGACUAUCUGAGACUCAAAAAGCUGUUUGCCGCCCGCAUGGUCACCAAGUCAACCAGCCACGGUGACCAAUCAUCAGUCACAGAGCUGAUCCAAAGUGACCUGGAUGAAGAUGACGAUGAGCGUGCUGGUGUUGGAGGUCGAGGAACCCUUCGCUUCAAGCACAAACUACCGAUCGAGCUCAGGGGUCCUGACGGGGUGCACGCAGUUCACGGCAGCACAGGCACGCUGUUGACCUCUGACCUAAACAGCCUGCCUGAAGAUGACCAGCGUGCUCUGGCACGCUCCCUUGAAGCCUUGCACACAGAUGGCGGACUGUAUGCCGAACGCAAUGCCCGAACAGAAUCUGCAAAAUCCACACCUUUGCACAGAAACAAGGGCAGCGACACUCUAUCUGAGAGUCCGUUAGAGAUCACAGAAUUAUGACUAGCCGAGGCCUCGCUGGUCUGAGAAAACUACAAUGUGCAUGCCACUCCUGGCUCUUUGUUAUCAACGGGAACUCUUUCCUGCGAUGUGGAGAAGAGUUCAGGUUUGUAAGGGCCAGGUGUGAGGAGGGUGUGUAGGUGUGUGUGUGUGGACCUGGAACGCCCAAAUCAAGGGUGGCUCAUCUUGUCAGGGCUAUUUCAAGAGUACCGAGACUUUUAACACAUACACUCAAACUACACAAUGGGCAGCGAAUGCACUCUCAGACCAGUGGAAGGCCGAAUACGGACAUUAGUUUUUAUUUAGUUACUUUUUCAUAUUUCGAUAGGACACCAGGGAAUAACAUGAUCAUGUAUGUGUAUAAUGAACUGUUUGAACAGCUUAUGAGAGUAUAUCUCUGGGGCUUUUCACACCGCAAUUAACCCUGGGUUAAGCAACAUUUCACACUUGGAAAUUGAAAAAGGGUUUAACUCUGGGUUCUGAAGCUAGAACAGGGUUAGCACUGUUUAUUGCAGUGCCAUGGGUAUAUAGUCUGAAACUGUGCAGAGCUAGUAAAUGUUGAUGAGUUUAGUAACAGACAACCAGCCGUAAAUGAAAUCAUUCAAAUCAUUCAUGCAUGGCUGCAGGAAGUAUCUUUUUACGAUUCGUAAAAUAGUCAAUGUUUUAAAAUGUUGAACAGUGAUGGUAAACUUUAACUGGAGAGAUUAUGAAACAGUAUUAUUUUUGUAUGUAUAUAUUUUUUUGCUAUAGUGUUUAAAUUCACAAAGCACGAUUACAGAAAUACUCCGUUUUCAUGCAGGCAAUCCAAACAGUUGCCAUGUCUGCCAUUGGUCGAAAAAGGGCCCCAAACGCACCCCAUUGAUUGAGCUAAAGUUGCGGUGUCUUUUCGCCCUAUUCAAACUUCAGAUGACUGACUUCUAGCUGCCGUUACUGCUAUAGUAUUAUUGCGGUACCCAUACUUCAAAAUACCGGCUGUGUCACAGUAUUUUCCUAAUGGUUCCGUAAUGCAUGUAAAUAUUUACACAUGCAGAACUGAAACGUUUGGCAUGUAGUUGAUUUUCUUUCCUAAUAAUUGCUUCAGGGUGUGAACUUGAAUGGUGUGAACUGUGAAUAAUUGAUUAAUUAACAGAGCUGAAUAAUGUAAUAAUGUCGUAUCCAAAUAAUUUGUGUGGGACUACGAUAAUGCUCUUUAAAUGAUGAAAAAUAUGACGCGCCUCACCUUUAAGGCAAGAUGGCCACAUUCCCACGUGCUUGUAAAAGCAGGUUGCGUGCUUUAAAAUGAAACAAAUUGUGUUCCCAGAACAUGACAACAUGUGGUAGAGUAUUAACAAUAGGAAAAUGUGCAUUAUUAUUUAUAUUUAUUUAACAAACAAACCAACCCUGGGUUAACAGGUAUGUGUGAAAAGUCCAUCUGAUAUAAAGAAGAAACGACCACAAGCUGCUGUGUGCUGGUGUCUUUACAGUGAGAUUUAAGACAUUACAAAAAUGACUUCAUGAACUCCAUCUAUAAAAAAUUGUGAACUAUCUGAAAAAAAGUGGAAGACUGCAUUGAAGAAAAUAGACUAAAAGCUGUUCCAUGGACCAAUGGGGAAAGCCAGUUAGCAGACCAAACACUGUUUCCACUGAACUUACUGAGGCCAGAGGUUUGUCUGGUCAACUAACAAAACAUUUCAUUUUUGCUUGAACUGAGGGACUUCUGUGUGUUGUGUUUUAAUAAAAA